CGCGUGGAGGAGAAGGAGGAGGAAGGGGGAGGUCACGUGACGGUCGCGGGCGCCGCCGCCGCCGCUUUGUGAGCGCACUGGGCAGAUUUUGUAUUUUGUACAUACAUUGUUUUGUAUAUACUGUAUAUGAUGACUUCGGUGGGCAGUGAACGUACCCGGGGCACUCGGGACAAAAUGCAAAUUGCAGCCACACAGCCAACACAACCACAGAAACAAGUAGUACAGGCAACAGCAGAACAGAUCCGCCUUGCUCAGAUGAUCUACGAUAAGAAUGACGCAGAUUUUGAAGAUAAAGUAAAACAACUUAUGGAGGUGACGGGGAAAAACCAGGAUGAAUGCAUAGUGGCACUACAUGAUUGUAAUGGGGAUGUGAACAGAGCAAUCAACAUAUUGCUGGAAGGAAGUUCAGACACGACUUCUUGGGAGACUGUAGGGGGAAAGAAGAAAAGCCUUGGAAAGGAAGGUUCAGAAAACAAAGAGAACAGAGAAAAACGAGGGGACAGAGAAGUGAGUCGCGGACGGGGAAGUUCCAACAGACGGGGAAGAGGAGGCAGCCGUGGACGAGAGUUUAGAGCUGAAGAGAAUGGAGUGGACAACAAUCAAGGAGACAGGCCUUCAGACCGCGGGAAACGUGGCCGUGGGAGAGGGUUUGGACGUGGCAGAGGGAGAGGAACGGGGAGGUUUUCAGCCCAAGGCAUGGGGACAUUUAAUCCUGCAGACUAUACGGAGUCUUCUGUCACUGAUGGCUUUGGGACAAAGUCAGAGAUCUGGGAGACUGGUCAGAAUGAUGCAGAUGAUGGAACUGAGCCCACACAGAGCGGAUGUUACCUUGCUCAGGACCUGCCAAAAAAUUUUGGAUUCCAAGGAGCAUGGAAAAACUCAAUAGAGGAAUGGACAGCAGAAGACUGGAAUGAAGAUCUUUCUGAAACAAAAGUCUUCACUGCGUCUUCUGUUCCAGCUGAAAAUCAUGUGACUCCUGGGCAAAGCAUUGAUUUGGUGACACUGCUUCAAAAGCCGGUGACAUCUACCCAAGAGACAGAAGCCAACUCGUAUGAGUCUCCCCAGCAGCAGACCUUUGGCCAAGCCUUAGUAUUCACAAAUUCUCAGCAUAGCACCCAGAUGGCAUCAGGAACAGGCAGCUCCAGUGCUGUAAACUCUUAUUCUCCUCAAAGUCUGUCGGCAGUUCUUUGUUCUGGCUUUGGAGAGCUCAGAUCCUCUAAAUUGGCAAACUCUACUGGUUCCCAAAUCUUGGACCAAUUGAAAUCACCAGGAUUGGGUCAGUUUACAUCUCAACAAACCAAUAGCAGUUCUGCCACCACUAGCACAGUUGCUGCGUCAUCCUGGGAUCUAAAACCGCCUAAUACUCAAUCCUCAGUCCUCAGUCAGUUUGACUUUAAGUCCCAGCCUGAGCCAUCUCCAGUUCUGAGCCAGCUGACACAGCGACAACAGCAAAUGCAGGUGGUUCCUGUUCCUCCUCCUGGGCUGGAGUCAUCCUCUUCUCAGAUUAAACUACAAGAGCCAUCACCAAUAGACACCUCCACAGCUGUUAGCAAAAUACUACAGCUCCCCACUAUCUCUAUGGAUAACCAGGCAGUGACUGUUCAUCAAACCCAGCAGAAACAGAUAAAACCACCAAAAAGGAGGAUAACUCCAGCAUCCAAGAUUCCUGCCUCUGCUGUGGAGAUGCCUGGAUCAGCAGACAUGACAGGGUUAAAUGUUCAGUUUGGAGCUCUUGAGUUUGGAUCAGAGCCUACACUCCCAGAGUUUGGAUCAACUUCAAGCAGUGAGAAUACCAGCCAGGCGACCAACAAUAGCUUAUAUUCAAAAUCUGUGAAGUAUGUUGAUCCUUUGAAUACCUCUUUGCCAAAAUCCAAUACAGUACAGGACUCCACCUACACAACCUCUGCCAUCAGCUCUUCCAGUCUGACCUGCUCAUCCCAGAGCACUAGCCCCAUAACAACUUCCUCCUAUGACCAGACCUCUGUGCAUAGCAGGAUAGCGUACCAAAGCUCCAUGGCUCCGUCUGAACCAGCCCCUGUUGCAGUUACGAAUGGGCACAGUGGUGUUAGGACACAGGCAACACUUGACACUACUUCUUCAGUUGCAGCACCUAAGACAGAGCCUUCUCCUUCACUACCUUCAGCUGGUUCUCUGCCUAGUGUGCCAUCCACCACGGCCUCUCUUCUGCCUUCAGCAUCGCAGCAUGUGGCAGUGUUACCCAGCUUGCCUCAGUCCAGUGAUCUGGCCAGCAGCUCACUCUCCCAGCUGAGCAGCUCCCUUUCCAGUCAUCAGAGCAGCCUCUCUCCUGCCUCAGUGUUGUCUUCAAGCACAUCACAUGUGCACACUAGUAUUGAGAACACAACUUCGCUCCAGCCCUCAACAACCUUUUCAACUGCUUCAACCUCAGCCACUAGCACCACCUCCUCGGUUGUCAGCAUGGCAAGCAGUAUGAACACUACAAACAGCCUUGGCCUGAGUGUUACCAGUGUGUCUAUACCAGCUGCUACCACACGGGCAGCUCCCUUAGUGUCUUCAGGCAAAGCUCCCCCAAACCUGCCCCAAGGUGUACCACCCUUGUUGCAUAACCAGUAUAUUGUGGGACCUGGAGGACUUCUGCCUGCCUACCCACAGAUUUAUGGUUAUGAUGAUCUCCAGAUGCUUCAAUCCAGACUGCCAAUGGAUUACUAUGGAAUUACAUUCCCUGCUCCUGCAACCUUGACAGGCAGAGAUGGGAGCCUUGCUAACAACCCGUACUCAGGUGAUGUAACAAAAUUUGGCCGUGGAGAUUCCGCCUCUCCUGCUCCUGCAACCACGCUGGCCCAGCCGCAGCAGAACCAGACUCAGACUCACCACACGACUCAGCAGCCCUUCCUCAACCCGACCCUGCCUCCAGGGUACAGCUACACUGGGCUCCCUUACUAUGCUGGAAUGCCCGGUGUUCCCAGUGCAUUCCAAUAUGGCCCAACCAUGUUUGUACCUCCAGCAUCUGCAAAACAGCAUGGAGUCAACCUGAACACGGCGUCGACUCCCUUCCAGCAGGCGAGUGGCUACAGCCAGCAUGGCUACGGUGCAGGCUACGAUGACUUAACGCAGGGAACUGCAACUGGGGAUUACAGCAAAGGAGGCUACAGUGGAUCAUCUCAAGCACAAAACAAAUCAGCUGGCGCUGGACCUGGGAAAGGUGUUUCUGUGACCUCAAGUAACACGGGUGUGCCUGAUAUCAGUGGCUCAGUCUAUAACAAGACUCAGACAUUUGACAAGCAGGGAUUCCAUGCUGGCACUCCGCCUCCCUUCAGCCUGCCUUCUGCUCUUGGAUCGACUGGGCCCCUGAACCCUGGUGCUGCCCCAGGUUAUGCUCCAGCCCCGUUUCUCCAUAUCCUCCCUGCACAUCAGCAGCCUCAUUCCCAGAUGCUGCACCACCACCUUCAGCAGGAUGGGCAGGGUGGAUCUGGCCAGCGCAACCAACCCAGCACCAUGCAGCAAAAGUCUCAGGCUACCAAAACCGCCUAUGGCACUUCUCCAUACUGGACAAACUAAAUCUGAAACCGGGGAGAGGGGGGAGAAUGAAAGGAGAGGAGGAAGAAGAAGGAAAAAAAAAAAAAAAAAA
Molecule: messenger RNA, 3607 nt
Organism: Parus major (Great Tit)
Lineage: Eukaryota; Metazoa; Chordata; Aves; Passeriformes; Paridae
Gene: UBAP2
Product: ubiquitin associated protein 2
Exons: 29
Coding region: 127-3537 (1136 amino acids)
Cellular component (GO): nucleus; cytoplasm
Molecular function (GO): protein binding
Source: RefSeq, a predicted model, not a curated record